Molecule: messenger RNA, 822 nt
Organism: Aspergillus vadensis CBS 113365
Lineage: Eukaryota; Fungi; Ascomycota; Eurotiomycetes; Eurotiales; Aspergillaceae
Exons: 2
Coding region: 1-822 (273 amino acids)
Source: RefSeq, a predicted model, not a curated record
AUGGCAUACCUUCUCCUGCCACAUUCGCACCGGCGUUGCAUUUGGACCCCGCUCCCCGAGCUCAUAAAUGAGGAGAAAUAUCGGACGGCGAGGGUCGGGGGCUCCGAAUACCUAUUAAAACCCGAGCAGAUCGUCAGUUGGACCAACUUUGCGGAUGAGGUCAAGAGCCUGGUUGCUCCGUUUUGUGGGACAGUGCACGAUUUCGCCCCUAUUGUUCCCAGUGAAAGCUUUGGUGUCGCGAACGAGAUCGGGGUGCAGGGACGUUUUGUUCAGAACGCCUUGCACCCCGUGGGUGACAUCGUCAAAUUGCUGAGGUUCGGUGUCUCCUUUGGCGAUUCCCAAUGGGGGGUGCACCGGAAGAAGGACGACGAGGGCGAGAAGAGUAGUCGCGUUGCAGGUCGAGGAACGACACUUUUCCCAGAUAUUGUCGUGGUCGAGAACAAAAAGCACCAUAUCCGUUCACUGGCCGAAAUCAAGACCUACUGGGCAUUCAAGCCCCACGAAAAGCAAACCUGGGAUGAGUUCUUGGCUGACAAACUCGGCCAGCUCGCGCGCUAUAUGGAUGAUCACUAUUGCCGUUUCGGGUUUUAUACCACCUAUCAACAGACGUGGUUUCUGAAACGUGUAGAUGACACCCAUUUUGCUGUGUCGGAGCCCAUCAGUGCAAGCGCCACAUCGACUGUCAGCGCAGUAUCUCUACGAGAAUGCAUUCUCGCUACAGCCAUCAGGGCAACCGACGCGAGAGGAAGCUAUUAUGGAGUCAGGCAUGGGAAGGAAUUAGUAAGUUGUAGCAUGCUUGUGCAUGGAAUAGUUGUUGACUGA